Colias croceus (clouded yellow) is the source of this 1822-nucleotide messenger RNA. Its product is annotated as putative nuclease HARBI1. The transcript has 5 exons. Bases 644 to 1420 code for a protein of 258 amino acids. NCBI's taxonomy places the organism in Eukaryota, Metazoa, Arthropoda, Insecta, Lepidoptera, Pieridae. The record is from RefSeq and is a predicted model, not a curated record.
GUGGACAAUGCUAAAAUUCGUAACGAAACCAUAAAGUAACGAACUGUUAUCGUAGUUAUCCCAUACAAAUGCGUAGACAAGCUGCACUCUUGUGUUCACCUUCGCUUCGGUCGCGAUCGCCAAAAAAGAUAACGAAACGUUGUAGUUAGGUAUUGAAAAAGUAUUGAAACAAUAUGGCCGCAUGGCGCAUUUCAUUCAUCAGCUGACAGCUGAUACUGUGGCGCGUGGCGGACAGCUUAGAGAGAGGAUUUAUUAAUUAUAAAUUUCAUUUGUGCUUUUGUGGUAUUAAUCUUUGUAGUUAAUAUGCAUUCUUUGCGUUUAUUGUGGGCUGCACACAAUGAAAACACCUGGGAGAGGCGCCAAAAGCGUUUCCAAAUGCGAAGGCAAAUAGAGGCAAUUGAAUUUGUUUAUUCAACAUUUUAGGCUAAAUAAAAAGACGUUCGCAAAAUUGUCUACUGAUUUAAGGCGUCAUGCUGGAUUGAGAGGUUCCCCUGAAAUUCCUGUAGAAAUAAAGGUGCUAUGUGCUCUUAGCUUUUUAGCUACUGGGUCAUACCAAAAAAUUGUGGGUGUGGGUCAGUAUUUCACCCAGCGUACGACAAGUCGCUGCAUUAGGGAAGUUGUGAACGCCCUUAAUCACAGUUGGAUGGUUAGCAGGUGGAUAAUGUUUCCACAAACACCAAAUGAGAGGUGUUUAAUCAAAGAGAAAUUUCAAAGGACUCAUAAUUUGCCUGGAGUGAUAGGGUGCAUUGACUGUACCCAUAUUGCUAUCACUAAACCAAUUCAUGAUGAACAUAUGUUUUUUAAUAGAAAAGGAUAUCAUUCAUUAAAUGUUCAAAUGAUUUGUGAUUUUGACUUACGCAUAAUAAGUGUUAAUGCAAAAUUUGGUGGAGCUACACAUGACUUCCACAUAUGGUCUGCGAGUCACAUGGGCACAUACAUGCAAGGGCUUCACGAAAGUGGUGAACACGUUUGGUUAUUAGGAGAUUCUGGUUACCCACAGCGACCAUGGUUAAUGACGCCAAUAUUAAAUGCUGAACCAGGAUCCCAGGAAGAGGUGUACACACGACGUCAUGUCCAAGCCAGAUCUCGCAUUGAGCGCUGUUUCGGAUUACUUAAGGCACGUUGGCGGUGUAUGCUUCGACACAGAGUUCUUCACUAUCACCCUUACAUGGCUAGCAGAAUCACUAAUGCAUGUUGUGUGCUACACAACAUCGCAUUAGCUGCUAAAAUACCACCUCCAAGUGAUUUGCCAGCCGGGGGUCUAGAAAGUAGUGAAGAUCAUGCUGUACAACAUAGUACCUCCACCAAUGAUAACCAAAAUGAGUUAAUCCGAGGGAGAGUUAGGGUCUCAGCACACAUAUGGGAUCGGAAAGGGAUCGUAACCGUAUCGCCUCGAGCCGUUCAGAAUGGUUUGUAUUAAACUCCCUACUGCAACGCACACUAAUCGGAAUAGUAACGUAAUCGCCUCCCCUCGGAACAGGCUCCGAACUUGCAAUUCCAGCGCUAACGGCUCAUCGUCCCCGCGCUUACGUCUCUCCGUCCCCGCGCUUAUGUCUCUGCCUGCUACGACUUGCCGUACUUUGCAGUUUGCCGUUUUUAGGCGUAACGCCGGUGUCGCCUAGCCGUAGCCGAGUUGACGUACAGGCGCUGCUGAUACGCUUUCGUCACGUGCAUACGGUAGGUUGACGCCUGGUUGACAGCGAGGCGAAAGGCGUUACGGUUACGAUCCCUUUCCGAUCCCAUAUGUGUGCUGAGACCUUUAUGCGCAAUUUCUUAGUUAGUAGGAUGUAAUUGUUAAAUAAAUAAAAUUAAUAUUAACUGA